Gorilla gorilla gorilla (western lowland gorilla) is the source of this 5973-nucleotide messenger RNA. It is a transcript of the gene PCDHB5, whose product is annotated as protocadherin beta 5. Gene Ontology annotation, cellular component: plasma membrane. The transcript has a single exon. Lineage: Eukaryota; Metazoa; Chordata; Mammalia; Primates; Hominidae. Gene Ontology annotation, biological process: homophilic cell-cell adhesion. The record is from RefSeq and is a predicted model, not a curated record. Gene Ontology annotation, molecular function: calcium ion binding. Bases 452 to 2839 code for a protein of 795 amino acids.
UUUUAGUUUUUUUCUCAAAAGUAUUUUCUCACUGAAAAUUAACUCCACAACAUUUAUUUAGAACUUUCAGCAACUAAGAGCUGGAGAUACCGUCGGGAGAGCUUCGGGAGAGCUUAUGUGACAAAUGGGUAUGGAUACACGUCAGAGUUAGAAUUCAGGAUGAAAUGGCAAAUACUAUAUGCAAUAGUAAAUUAGGACGCCUGGUGGCGCUGCAGGCUAAGAGUGUGGAUAGUGGGCUCUGCGGAUAACUCAGGCGCCAUUAAGCUGGGGAAUCCAAACUCUAAAAGAAGGGCGCAUUUUAGGUAAGAUCUAGUGGCUAGAUCUUCAGGGUGGGCUUCGUUCUUGUGGAAAUCAGUCAAGAAAGAUCGGAUUCGCGGUUAUUUAUGCAAAUCAUCUGGAUGGAUUGUGUACGGAGUUAAAGAAACUGCGCCUUCUGGACCGGGUCUGAACAAUGGAGACUGCGCUAGCAAAAACGCCACAGAAAAGGCAAGUUAUGUUUCUUGCUAUAUUGUUGCUUUUGUGGGAGGCUGGCUCUGAGGCAGUUAGGUAUUCCAUACCAGAAGAAACAGAAAGUGGCUAUUCUGUGGCCAACCUGGCAAAAGACCUGGGUCUUGGGGUGGGGGAACUGGCCACUCGGGGCGCGCGAAUGCAUUACAAAGGAAACAAAGAGCUCUUGCAGCUUGAUAUAAAGACCGGCAAUUUGCUUCUAUACGAAAAACUAGACCGGGAGGUGAUGUGCGGGGCGACAGAACCCUGUAUAUUGCAUUUCCAGCUCUUACUAGAAAAUCCAGUGCAGUUUUUUCAAACUGAUCUGCAGCUCACAGAUAUAAAUGACCAUUCCCCAGAGUUCCCAGAGAAGGAAAUGCUCCUAAAAAUCCCAGAGAGCACCCAGCCAGGGACUGUGUUUCCUUUAAAAAUAGCCCAGGACUUUGACAUAGGUAGCAACACUGUUCAGAACUACACAAUCAGCCCAAAUUCCCACUUUCAUGUUGCUACGCAUAAUCGCGGAGAUGGCAGAAAAUACCCAGAGCUGGUGCUGGACAAAGCGCUGGACCGGGAGGAGCGGCCUGAGUUCAGCUUAACACUCACUGCACUGGACGGUGGGGCUCCGCCCAGGUCCGGGACCACCACAGUUCGCAUUGUCGUCUUGGAUAAUAAUGACAACGCCCCUGAAUUUUUACAAUCACUCUAUGAGGUACAGGUGCCCGAGAACAGCCCCCUUAACUCCUUAGUUGUCGUUGUCUCCGCUCGAGAUUUAGAUGCAGGAGCGUAUGGGAGUGUAGCCUAUGCUCUAUUCCAAGGCGAUGAAGUUACUCAACCAUUUGUAAUAGACGAAAAAACAGGAGAAAUUCGCCUGAAAAGGGCAUUGGAUUUCGAGGCAACUCCAUAUUAUAACGUGGAAAUUGUAGCCACAGAUGGUGGGGGCCUUUCAGGAAAAUGCACUGUGGCUAUAGAAGUGGUGGAUGUGAAUGACAACGCCCCUGAACUCACCAUGUCUACGCUCUCCAGCCCUACCCCAGAAAAUGCCCCGGAAACUGUAGUUGCUGUUUUCAGUGUUUCUGAUCCAGACUCCGGGGACAACGGUAGGAUGAUUUGCUCCAUCCAGAAUGAUCUCCCCUUUCUUUUGAAGCCCACAUUAAAAAACUUUUACACCCUAGUGACACAGAGAACACUGGACAGAGAGAGCCAAGCCGAGUACAACAUCACCAUCACUGUCACCGACUUGGGGACACCCAGGCUGAAAACCGAGCACAACAUAACGGUCCUGGUCUCCGACGUCAAUGACAACGCCCCCGCCUUCACCCAAACCUCCUACACCCUGUUCGUCCGCGAGAACAACAGCCCCGCCCUGCAAAUCGGCAGUGUCCGCGCCACAGACAGAGACUCAGGCACCAACGCCCAGGUCACCUACUCGCUGCUGCCGCCCCAGGACCCACACCUGCGCCUCGCCUCCCUGGUCUCCAUCAACGCAGACAACGGCCACCUGUUCGCCCUCAGGUCGCUGGACUACGAGGCCCUGCAGGCGUUCGAGUUCCGCGUGGGCGCCACAGACCGCGGCUCCCCGGCGCUGAGCAGCGAGGCGCUGGUGCGCGUGCUGGUGCUGGACGCCAACGACAACUCGCCCUUCGUGCUGUACCCGCUGCAGAACGGCUCUGCGCCUUGCACCGAGCUGGUGCCCCGGGCGGCCGAGCCGGGCUACCUGGUGACCAAGGUGGUGGCGGUGGACGGCGACUCGGGCCAGAACGCCUGGCUGUCGUACCAGCUGCUCAAGGCCACGGAGCCCGGGCUAUUCGGCGUGUGGGCGCACAAUGGCGAGGUGCGCACCGCCAGGCUGCUGAGCGAGCGCGACGCAGCCAAGCACAGGCUGGUGGUGCUGGUCAAGGACAAUGGCGAGCCUCCGCGCUCGGCCACCGCCACGCUGCACGUGCUCCUCGUGGACGGCUUCUCCCAGCCCUACCUGCCGCUCCCUGAGGCGGCCCCGGCCCAGGCCCAGGCCGACUCGCUCACCGUCUACCUGGUGGUGGCAUUGGCCUCGGUGUCGUCGCUCUUCCUCUUUUCGGUGCUCCUGUUCGUGGCAGUGCGGCUGUGCAGGAGGAGCAGGGCGGCCCCGGUCGGUCGCUGCUCGGUGCCCGAGGGCCCCUUUCCAGGGCAUCUGGUGGACGUGAGCGGCACCGGGACCCUAUCCCAGAGCUACCAGUACGAGGUGUGUUUGACCGGAGACUCAGGGGCCGGCGAGUUCAAGUUCCUGAAGCCGAUUAUUCCUAACCUUUUGCCCCAGGGCGCUGGUGAAGAAAUAGGGAAAACUGCUGCCUUCCGGAAUAGCUUUGGAUUAAAUUAGAGAUCUCGUGAUGACGCGUUGUUUUCUGCCAUUUAUCCCAAACUUUUUCAGAUCUAGAAUUCGAGAGUGUCAUGGACAAAAAUUUCACCUUGAGAUUUAGCUUUUAUUUCCCUUUUUAAUGGAUUUGUCUGUUGAACUUCACGCUGUCCAAGUGUUGAAAACUCAAUUUUAUUUCAUUGCAUUUAUUUACAUAGUGUCAUUCCAAAUCCAUGCAUGCUGUUGAUUUUCCUGAGAUUUUUUUCUCUUCUUGUUGGUAUUUGUUGUGAUAAACCACCUUAAUAAAAUCAAGUAUUAAUUUUAUUUUCUAUAUAUUCUGCCCAUUCUAUUUCAUCACACUCUUAAGUAUUAUAUAUUUGAUGCUAAAAUGCAAAAAUUAAAAAUGUUUCACAUCAUCAUAUUUUAAUUGUUUAAAACAAAGACAAAUACAUACAUAUGCUAACAAAUGAAAUAUGUGAAAAAAUAUGUAAAAGGCAACAAUCUUCUAUUUACUCUUUUUUGCAGCCCUGAGUCCUAUUAGCAAACUUUUUAAAAACAGUUUAAUUGAAUUAUUACUUACAUGAAGAAAAAUGAACAAAUCCUUUAUGUUCAACUCAAUAUAUAUUCACAAAGUAACAUAUUUAUUACCAGCAGCUUGAAGAGAAAAUGAAACAUCACUGGCACCCCAGGUGCCACACAAAUUACUCCUUACAAUCACUACUACCCCAAGUAUAGCAAAUAUGCUGACUUCCAAUACCAUAGUUUAAUUUUGCCUCUUCUGAAUUUAUAUAAAUGGAGUAAUAGAGUAUGAACUGCUUGUGUCUGGCUUUUUUUGCUCAGCAUUAUGUUUAUGAAAUUUAUCCAUAAUACAGCUUUUAAGUUUAGUCCUUUCAUUCUCAUUGCCGUAUAAUAUUCCACUGUAUGAAUAUACCACAAUUUAUUAUCUAUCCUUUAGAUCAGUAUUUGGGAUGGGGCAAAGUUUGGCUGUUACGAAUUAUACUGCUAUAAACAUUCUUUUAACAUGCCUUUUGGCAACCUGUAUAUGCAGUUUUGUUGGGUAUAUGCCUAGGAGUGGAAUUGUUGCCCAUCUUGCAAGUACAUGUUGACUUUUAGCAGACAUUUCCCAAUAGUCUUCCAGUGGUUGUACUAAUUUACAUUGCUAUUCCCAGUGUCUGGAUGUACAAAUUUUUCCACAUUUCUGCCAACAAACUGGUAUUGUCUGUUUUUCAUUUUAUCCCAUUGGCAAGCACUUUAUACAGUUUUUAAAGCUCUUAUAUUUACUUUCUUAUCACUAAGGAAUAUGUUUGUAACCAUUAUGAGCUGAACUGUGUUCCUAUAUCCCCCUCAAAUUCAUAUGUUGAAACCCUAACUCCCACUACCUCAGAAUGUGACUAUGUUUAAAGAUAGGCCCUUAAAAAGAGGUAAUCACAUUAAAAUGGGUCCUUAGGGCAGACCUUAAUCCAAUAUAACUGCUGUACUUAUAAGAUGGGGAGAUUAGAACAUAGAGAAAGGGAUGUCAGACAUGUAAACACACAGAGGGAUGAUUAUGUGAAGACACUAGAAGAAGAUAGCCAUCUACAAGCCAAAGAGAGAGGCCUCCAAAUGAAACCAACCCUGCCAACACUUUGAUCUUGGACUUCUAGAUUUCAGAACUGGGAGGAAAGAAAUGUCUGUUGUUUAAGCCACUCAGUCUGUGGUAUUUGUUACAGCAGCCGUCACAAACUAAUGUAGUAACUUUCACAAACUUUAGACAAUUAAUUUCCUAUCAUGAUUGCUGAGUAACUAGCACACUUAAAACAACUUCAAUCUUUUGUUUUUCAGAGGUAUCUAUAUUACUAUUUUUGGGUACUUCUCUGGUCAAUCUGAAACCUUUCUUUAUUGUUCCAGUAAUAACAGUUUCAUUAGAUUUUUGUAUGAAGAAAAGAAUAGCAUUCUUAUUCUUCCUUUUAUAUCUGUUUCUCUCUUAACACUUUCCAACCUCUCUCAGUUGAACUUCUCCUCUUACAUUUUAUUUUUACAACCAUAGCUAAGAAUUCCUUGUCUUGUCUAUAGAUAUAUUUUAUUUUAUUUUAUUUUGAGACGGAGUUUAGCUCUUGUUGCCCAGGCUGGAGUCCAGUGGCACGAUCUCGGCUCACUGCAACCUCCGCCUUCCGGAUUCAAGUGAUUCUCCUGCCUCAGCCUCCCGAGUAGCUGGGAUGACAGGCAUGUGCCACCAUGCCCAGCUAAUUUUUGUAUUUGUAGUAGAGAUGGGGUUUCUCCAUGUUGGUCAGGCUGGUCUCGAACUCCUGACCUCAGGGGAUCCGCCCACCUCGGCCUCCCAAAGUGCUGGGAUUACAGGUGUGAGCCACCACACCUGGCCAUCUAUAGAUAUAUUUUAGAAGAUAAUAUUUAAAAUUUACUUUUAAUGACUAUAAAAAUUAUGAAUGCCCUGCAGUCCCAAAUCACCAAGAACACACCGAAUCAGAACAAAGUUGGGUUUAUUGACUUGUUGCAAUGAGGGAGACUGCACACAACAGGAAACAGGGGUCACUUUAGUAACAGGGUCUUACAGAGUAUAGGAUUUGGUCUUCUGUUAGGUGGUUUUAACAGAGGUUCAAAAAGUAGAGGUUAGCUCUGGAUUGGAUGCUUUCAGAAAAUUGGGUAAUUCUAUGUUAUUUUAAUGAAUUUCAUUUAAGAAGUGGGAAAAACACUGAAAUUAAAUCUAUAAUUGGUAAAUAAGCAGCAUUCACUCAUACUAGCAAGGAAAAAGAGCUCUUUUGUCUUUUUUUUUUUUGUUUUAGACAUUGUCUCCUCAAGCAUGACGUCUGGCUCCAUCCGGGUUAUAAGGUUAUUUUCUGGUCUUGGUGUUAUAUGAAAUUAUUUGCAUUCAGUAGGAGAAGAUUAUGGCCAACCUGUGAGUGUCAGAACAGUUCCACGUUGUUGGGCUGAUUCUCUUCUCAAAAUAUUGUUCAUUGCAAAGCCAUAUUACUUGCUGAAACCUCUAAGUAGUCUGGGAUUACUUAUGGAUCUAAGUAAUCUUAGAGCUGAGAUUACUUCAUUUCUACUAUUAUUUUCUUGAUAAUGUAUCCCUAAGUUUAAUCUUGUUAUUUCCAUCUGAGAUUUGUGCUUGUCUGUUAUUAAAUAUUCUUAAUAAAAAUUUAAAAAAAACAAACAAAAAA